Chaetomium globosum CBS 148.51 is the source of this 2745-nucleotide messenger RNA. RefSeq lists its product as uncharacterized. Bases 1 to 2745 code for a protein of 914 amino acids. NCBI's taxonomy places the organism in Eukaryota, Fungi, Ascomycota, Sordariomycetes, Sordariales, Chaetomiaceae. The record is from RefSeq and is a predicted model, not a curated record. The transcript is spliced from 5 exons.
AUGGACAUCAACGAUUUGCUUCCUCAUUCUCGGGGCGCGAAAUUCCUGGACGUUCCGUACGAGGAACGGUGGGAAUGCCUAAGGCCUAUCAUCGUUCGACUGUACAUGGGCAAGUACGGACCCAAUGGGAAGUCGACGACCAUGGCUCAGGUGGUUGUGUUCAUGAGAGACAACUAUUUAUUCCAUGCCUCCCCCUAUUGCGAGUGCGGGAGAGGCAGGGAGACAGUGGAGCACUUGGUGGUUUGGUGCCCCGACCCGCCGUUACAAAGGCCGUGGGACGGCAGAGAGAUUCGGUCACAUCGGGACCUACAAGCCGUAUUACGGGGAGCUUAUCGUAUUUUGCUGCGUAGUGAGAACCAGUAUCGACAUCGGUUCAGUAAAUGUCACGGUUAUUAUGGUCGCGUACCACGCCCCGAUGAGGGCACGCGCGGGAAGCGUUCCCAGCCAAUCAUUAAGAAUGGGUCUCAGACCAAUCAGCAGAGGAACGAAGGGAACGGCUACCGUUCCCAGGAUCCAGUCUGGAACGAGAGGAACGAUCACCGUUCCUCACGUUCCCAGCAAAAGGGUCCUGAAGUAGGCACGGGCCCCACUGAGGCUCACACUUUAACGCCUACUCGGUUCUCGUCGUGGAACCUUCCCUAUGCGGCAUAUUCUAAGGCCCUGGGCAAGAAAAAUGACCAACCUUCUCCAUUCGGAGAGACAGGUUCCACCCCAAGCUACCUAAACAUUGAGAGCCUAGAGGCCGCCACCCCAGGACGCGAAGCAGCUGGCCCGUCGCCGACUAUGCAGCUCGUCCGCCAGAAGGUCGCCCUGGACCGGUCAAGUCUCUUCUUGCAGGGACGCCACUUGGAGCUUCUUGCGAGCUGCGGAAAAGAGGACCGCACCACGCUGGCCAAUUAUCUUCACGACUUCUACAUUCAUUCCUUUGUUGUCGCAAAGUACUGGGGCCGAGGUCCUCGGAUGGGAGAUUGGACUGCAGGCUUGGUAUCCGUCUUCACUCUUGGCUCUGUUGAUAUUUCCAGUUCAGCGAGCUUCGCAUCUGCUAUAUCGCCAGCUGCGGCCCCGGACAAGCUGGACAGGCUCGACGACCCCACACAACUCUGCCGGUGGUCCAUUCACGUCCGUUCCAUGCGCUACAACGCGAUUCCAGAAGAACCCGUGAGUGCGCAGGAUGGGUUCGACAUACAGGACCCUCGCUCAUGGGUAGAGUGGCCACUUGACGAGGAAGCACGCUCCGUCUCGUUCGUAGAGUCGAUGGGCCAGUCCAUCACCAACAGCACGUUUUCCCUUAUGGCACCCAACAAUUUGCCAAUUUCAACCGAGUCGUUAUCACAGUCCGUGCAACAGAAUCCGGAGCUACUACGGGUGGAUGCUUGGAAGGUUGCGAUAAUGGCUGGUAACGUCGAUUUGCUGUGGCGUUUGUACAACAAAACAGAGGGACCCCCGGGUGGAAUCAAUGAGAUCUAUCCCUUCCACCUGGCAGCCUCCUUUCUGGACGGUGGAAACAAGUGCUGCGGCAUGAUUAGUUCGCUUUCUUCUCUCCUCGGUUCUGAUUACCUCUUUUUCAACGAUCGCGACGACUUAGACCACACGGUGCUGGACAGUUUCAUGAUCACCAUCCUCCGUUCGCACACGAGUGUCGGCCCCGAGCAUGUCAGUGCGCGAUUCAACCCACCCCACCGCUUUCCGGGAGAAGAAAAGGACAUUUGUGGCAGAUGGGAUGCCGACUCUCCGGCUGUCCGCGCUCUUUUCAGGCACGGAUAUGCACGCGUUCCAACCAAGUGGAAGCAUGCGUUCUGCCACACUGCUGCGCAGGCCAUCUGCCACAGCGUAAUCGCCAUCUGGGGCUCACCCGCCUCCCCACCCAUCGACGCGCUGAGCGGACUGUUCGUUCGACGUUGUAACAACUGCGGGUUAGAGCUCAAGCUCGGGCCCCUUCACACACUCGUUGUCGUGACGUUUUAUCUUGCGCAUCUGGGAAUGCCUGGGGAGACAAUGUUUGGUGCGCUGACAGCCAUGGUCUGUCUGUUGAGCCUCGGCGCCCACGCUUCGUUAGAAACAGUCAUAUCGGUCGAGGACAUUCUCGGGCGGGCGGAGCCAGGGAGAUGCUGCCACAAACUCAUGGAUGCUUACGAUCUCAUGUGCGCGGUGCCGCAUGACCUCGUAGCCCACUGGAGUACGGACUGCCAGACAGGAUGGAUGUGCAUCUUGCAAGUCCUCCUCCUGGCUAGACAGGACGGAGAUGGUGACUUGCAACAGGAUGCUGACUCGGGCCAGGAGUCUGAUGGUGACGAAUUCGAGAGAAGUUCAAACGCUGAUUUAGAGGACAACUUUCACGGCGCUCCACAAACUCGUCGCUGUUGGCUUGGGUCGGAAGGCUUAUCGGCGCAUGCCGAAUGGCUUAAACUGCCCUGCGGAAAUCCGAAACUCGGCCUCCUUUGGGCAACUAUCCAGGUGGAACUUCUCACCUACCGCAGAAUCGAUACUGCAGACUCUUGGCUCUCUACCAGGUUUUCAAUGAGCGCCCUCAAGACCUGGUUGGAAGGGGCGUCUUUUGGAUUCCACAUUCCCUUGGUGGAAGGGCGGAUGGUGCGAAAACACUCGCCUUGCGGAUGGUUUCACUGCCAUGAUUUCGUCUGCCCCGUUGCCGAGGAGGUGUGCAAAGAACACUUCAUGAACAUGGACGUUUACGACAGGGCUCCCUUUCUCGAACGACCGAAUUUGAUCGAGAGGUGGAUAAAUUGA